Sycon ciliatum is the source of this 3520-nucleotide messenger RNA. RefSeq names its product calponin homology domain-containing protein DDB_G0272472-like. The record is from RefSeq and is a predicted model, not a curated record. Lineage: Eukaryota; Metazoa; Porifera; Calcarea; Leucosolenida; Sycettidae. The transcript has 9 exons. The coding region runs from base 745 to 2739 and encodes 664 amino acids.
GCAACUUAAUGGCAAGCCUUCAUUCCAGAACGUCAGCGAACUGCACGGACAGUGCAGGUAAGACGGGUGCCGGCCGCAGCGACAAGCAGUGCUCCAAGACUGUGUGUGGGCAGGACUAGACUCGGUAAAACCAGAAAUUACGCCCAGCAUGUGCAACAGCUAGCUAGCUAGUGGUUGAGUUAAAAUCCUGGCACGAACAGACUGUCAGUCUUCGGAGCACAUGUGAUGCUAAUCGAGCCUCGUGGAGUCGUGGCCUCCUUGUGUGUGCGUUGAAUGCCGGACUGGAGGCCGGUGCAGGGCUUUCGUUGGCACUUCAACAGCGCCUCCAGCGGCGGCUAUCCUGGCCAGCCGGCGCAUUGCCCGGGACAGCAUCGCUACAGAUAGUCAGUAGUUGAGUCAGAGGAUAGCGUGCGGACGUGGUGACGGAAGCCCAUCUACACACAGCCACUGCCUCCCGGCGUUCUAUGGUAUGAUCCAGUCGUUGCACCGGCUUUGUACUGUGUGAUCACCCAGUCACAGUCUAGUCAGUAGAUAAGAAGUACAAGCAGGUCACUUCCCAUUGGAACAGUAGCACAUGUGCCACUGAACACAGCAACAGCGGUGGGCAUCUCAGGUAUGGAGACAUUCUGAGUUGGGCGCUGCUGCACCAUUGCUGCACCGGAUCGAGUGAACGGAACAUCCACGAAAGCCGCCUGACUGAACAGUGGUCGUGCUCAGGUAAUUGCACUAACGUUGGCUGAAGCUAUGGCAACGGUGAGCCAGCAUGACUGGGAGUCAGCCGGCCUGGUCUGUCCAGACUUGCCACCCCCAUCGGCGUCUUCAUCGCGUGAAGCACGUAAGCCGAAUCAUGCUGCGCUGAAGUCGUUGUUCAACCAGUACGAUGAACAGCUGGAGGGCUACUUGACUGCCAGUCAACUGCAGGAGUUGUUCAACACGCUGCGUGAUCUGGAUGACAUCACGGGCACAGCCCUGAGCGUGGAGCAGGCCAAGGCAACUAUAGACGUAUGCUGCGCCGCGGAUACCUGCGAGUUUCGCGAGAUGAUCGCCUGCCUACGCGAGCUGGACCGCCGGCUGGACAUCCUGCGCAAUGUCCGCUGGGAGUUCGACAUGCUGGACCUGGAACGGCGAGGACUUCUGACCGUGGAGCAGACACACUUUCUGUUUCAAGCCACACACAACGAGCGGUUCUCGGAGCAGCAAUUCACUAACUUCAUCCAUAGUCGACCGCGGCUCAACUCGGCGAUUAGCUUUGAGGAGAUUGAGCUGGAGAUUUGCAAGAUACCAACUAUACAGCAGGUUCUGUUUGAGGCCGCCGAGGCAAAGAGGAAAGAAGCAGCUCGCGUGGAGAAGGCCAAGCUGCAAGCUACCCACCGCCAAGCGGAAGAGGAGCGGAGGCAGAUGUCCUUGAGGAUUGCAGCCCUGGCUCGACUUGAGAAUGACCGGCGUGAUCAAGAAGCAAGGAAGACGGCCCGUCUGGUGGCUCUAAAGAAGGACGAGGAGGACAGGGUGACACAGGAGGUUCGCGAAAAGGAGCUGAAGUCACGUUUCCGAAAACGAAAGAUGACGAUCGAUUUGCAUCGGGAACAGCGACAAGCCGCCACCCAGGCCAGGGAAAGGCGCUCUCAAUUGCAGUCUGAAAUACGGGCGCAGACUCUGCGCGAAGAAGAGGAGAAGGAACUUGCCAAACUGCAGGCGGAGGAGAAAGCAAAGGAAGAGGCCGAGCAACAGCGUAUGGCGAAGAAAGCAUUGGAGGAGGAAGAGGAACGGCGUCGUCUUGCAGAGGCACAGCAACAAGCUGAGAAGGAGGCACAGGCACGGGCGGAGGAAGAAAGGAAGAGGAAGCAGGAAGAAGAAAGGCAGCUUGCUGAGCAGCAGGCAAGAGAAGACGAACUGGCAAGACAAAAGGUGGACGAGGAAGUUCAGAAUGCAGCCCAGAGAGAAGCAGAAGCGCUUGCUGAAGCAAAGGCUGCAGCUGCUGCUCUUGCCGGCGCCAAGGACGAGCAGAGCAAGGCGGAAGCAUUGCAGCGCCAGAAACAAGCCAAGAAGAAAGCUAGACUCGAGCGAGAGAAGCGCGUUCGUGGAAACCUCAAGGUUGCCACAAAGAGUCGAAAGAUUGAGCAGUUGGAGCCGGCUGUGAAUGAAGCUAUAGCCAUCAAGCCCGAGAAGGAAGACUGGCCAGAACUAAGUGAAGCUCAGAAACUCCUCCAGCAGUUGAAAGCCGCCAUCGAGCUCAAGGGUGCCAUCACAGGACGCAAGCUGGAGAUGUUGCAAGCUGCGGUGGGAAAGGUUCGCAAAAGCGGCUGUGAGGAAGGACUACACAAAGAGAUGUUGGAGGCUAAGGCACUGAUCUCUAAACUCGAGAAACUGGCACGGCAGAAGAAAGAGAUCAUGGACAUGAAAGCUGGAGUCAUCUCGGAGCUUCGCAGCUACUCCAAACCGCCAGUAGCAGUUCACAAGGUGCUCAUAGCUACCUUCCUACUACUGGGUGUGAAGGAGAAGGACACCAAGACCUGGAGCAGUAUUCAGGCACUGAUGGGUAAAACGGGCAAGGAGUCGCUGAAGAGGCGAGUGAGCGAGUGCGAGCCCCACCUCAUCACCGUGGAUACGGUGCAGAGAGUACGUCACCAGCUACAAGGACUGGAUGUGCUCGGUGUUAGUGAUAUUAGUGCUACCGCGGGCACGUUUGCAUUCUGGGUGGAAACUAUGGUCGAGGAAGCCGAGACCCAUUUCAAGCGCUAAGCUGGUCAUUGAACCGGCAUUCAGCCGCUGAGUGUGUGCCAUGCACUGUGCAGCGCCGCGACUGGGCCCUUGUGCUGAACAAGGCACCAUCCCGGAUGAAUGUGCUGUAGCUCCACUAUACUACAUUGAAGUACAUGUAUCACUACUCAUAGUAUAUCGGAGUAUACAAAAACAACAGAAACAAGCAACAUACGCCCAAUGGUAGAAACAUUAUAAUUUUAUGACAUCUUCUCGGGUUUGGAAGGCUGGUAUUGCAAGCCACGGUGCUCAAACAAAUCUGUUUGCAUAGAAAGGUCUCACUGUUGUUCUUUGCCGGCAAGGCCGCGAGACCCAAGGAGGCGCCAUUUGGGGACUAUGACAACCGGCGUUGCGUGCUGCCUGCGAGGCGCUGGCCACGAGUGCUUCGGUGGCAUGAUAGCUUUGGUUGUCCGUUGCAAACCUACAUACUUGGGAACUCCCUCAACCUUAUGAAUAUUUUGGGAACGUGAUUGUUCUUUAAAAAAAAAUAUCAACAGAUGGAUUUGAUCGAUUAUAGAAUAGGUAAAAUGGCAAAAAUGCCCUCCCAAUUAUUUCCGACUCAAACACACAGUCCUAACAAAGGCUUACCUACAACUACUUCAAUGCACCUGUUUGGAUGCUACGUAGUACGAACAUCAUCAUGUCCAUGUACUAGUAACUAACUGCUCAGAUUAUUCAAUUCAGCUUCAAGCCACACAGCAGAUUUUAUCAUAAUCAUACAUAAUAUUCUAUAUUAUAGCAAUAUAUUCUACAUUUUCUGCCA